This is a messenger RNA of Geodia barretti, 540 nucleotides long. The record is from the annotation of a GenBank genome assembly. Lineage: Eukaryota; Metazoa; Porifera; Demospongiae; Tetractinellida; Geodiidae.
AUGACUGUCGUCGCAAAGGCAAUGUCAAACGGCUAUCCGAUGGGCGCUGUUGUUGGUUCACGAGAGGUGAUGGAACCAGCCGGUCGCAUGUUCAUCUCUAGUUCCUACUGGAGUGAUAAUAUUGGGACAGUUGCUGCACUGACGACUAUUCGUGAACUGAGACGUCGGAACUCUGAGGUUCGCUUUAAGGAGCUUGGUGAGAAUUUGCGUUCUGUCCUCAACGAAGUUAUUGCCGCUAGUGGGCUAUCGGGUGCUUGUACCGGUCUUCACACAGCCCUUGGUGUUUCCCUUGACUUGCCAGACGAAACGUUGGCUCCCGCAGUCAAAACGCUAUUCGUCCAAGAAAUGGCAAAGCGUGGUAUUCAUUGUUAUAUGGGAUUUAAGGGAACCCUUGCCCACACCGAAGAAGAUAUCCGUUUGACUGCUGAUGCGGUGGCGGGGGCAUUGGGCGUGAUUAAAUCCGGUAUAGACGCAGGAGAUGUGGAUAGUUUGCUGGAAUCUGAUUUGAAGAAGGAUCCGUUCCGCCGCUUGGUCCGGUAG